GUGCGGCCCCAUGUUUUUUUCUCUUGACAAUAGUGACUGAUUCAUUCUUCGUAUCUGUUUGUUUCUACUGUGAUUACGAUGGCUACCACUUGAUGCAUGAACAGAUUUGGUUAAAGUCAUGACCGUAAAAUGAAUUUACGGAAUCUAUUUCAGGAUUUCAACCCUAGCAAAUUCCUUGUGUUUUCCUGCCUACUGUUAUUUUCAUUCUUGUUUGCUCUAAGAUUAGACAAUACAAUUGAAUGGAGUUAUUGGGUGAUAUUUUUACCGAUAUGGAUCUGGAAGAUUGUGGUUAUGGCGGGUGCAGGUGUUGGCAGUUAUAUUUGGUGGAAAAAUCCACAAUGCAGACUAGAAGGCAAUGGUUAUGUCCAGUAUAAAGCUAUGGUGAUAUGUACUGGACUGCACCUACUAUUGCUGAUGUUCGAAAUAUUAGCCUGUGAUAACCUAGAGACUGAGCACCAUUCGUGGAUACUUGUAUUUAUACCUUUAAUGUUUAUGUCAGUUGUAUCCAUUGGUAUUUGUGUAUGGGCUGUCAAAAAUGAACGCUCUUUUGAGAUGGAGCUGUUUUGUUCUGUAAAUAUUCUACAAUUUAUAUUUCUGUCUCUAAGAUUAGAUAAAGUCAUCCAAUGGAGCUGGGUGAUUGUUUUCAUUCCAAUUUGGAUUUUGAUGUGUACAGCCAUGAUAGGAGUACUAUAUGCUAUUAUUCUAGCCAUUAUAUUAAUCAAAUCGCCAGACAUUAUUCCACAACAAAGACGUGGAAACAUUUCAUCUGCCAUAGGUUAUUCAUUAAUGGUAGUACCAUUACUUGUUUUUGAGGUACUAUUAGCCAAUCGUUUAGACGGUGACAAUCAUUUUAAAUAUACUGCCAUUACAGUGCCAUUGUUUAUAUCUCUCGUAACAUUGAUAUGUCUCUCAUUUGGUGCUAAGGGAGGUAACCAAUGGUGGUUUGGAAUCAGGAAAGACUUCUGUCAGUUUCUAUUAGGAAUUUGUCCAUUACUGCAAGAGUAUGGAAAUAUUUCAUAUACAAUUCAUAAAGACAAUAAUUUCACAGUGGAAUCACGACCCCCACCACCAGACAAGGCAGAUAAAUUACCACAUAAAAAAUACAUACAUGAUGAGCAACCCAAACCAAUAGUACCUGUGAUAUCUAUUGAAACACCAGACUGAAAAUCAAAUCAUUUUAUGUAUAUUCUUGUUUUCUAUGUAAUUAUGGCAGGCUAGUCAUAGAUAUUGCUUUUCACUUUUUACCGGUGUCUAAAAAGUCCACCAUAAGUUCUGUUAUUUUGCUGUGUGAAGAGCAAUUGUAAAUUUACAUGUAUGUCGGAGUUACAUAAUGGUCUCAAUAGGGUUUACAAAAUGGAGGGCUAAAAAAAUGUAGAAUACAGAAAAGAGACCCAAAAUGUAAAAAUGUAAACAGUAGAGAAUAUUAAAUGGAAAAAACAGAAUGAAAUAAUGAAAAAUUGUCUUUAAAAUUAAAAUAAAGAAAUUGAAACACCCCAUUCAGACCCUCUGACAUGGCAUAUUGUUCUAUUUGCAUCUUCACAUCUGUUGUUAUUGAUGCCUUACUAUCUCAGCCAUGCCUCAUUGACUUUGUAGAAGUACAGACGAGACAUACUUGUGAGUCCACAGAGUAAGUUAGCAUAUAUAUAUAAAAUACAGGGUUAUAAAAACAAUUAAGGAAUUCCCUUUUUGCUUUUAGUCAUGUUCAUUAAAGGAAUAAAAUUAUGAAACUCGUUUACUGAUUUUGUAUACUGUCGAUUCAUUAAUAUUUCAGUGAAGCCAAUUUCAGAACUUUCAUGAAUAUGGGGAAACCAUGAAUUUGAAUACUAAUUAUUGCAGUAUCUCCUUUUUUUAUAGACACAUCCCCUUUUCUAGAGUAUUUUAUGUCAAUUUGUUUCCAUGACUUGUAUACUGUUGAUUCAUUUAUAUUCUUGUGAUUUCAUGUAUGUUUGGAAACCAUGAAUUGAAAUACAGUAAACCAACUAAUUAUUCAAUGCUGAAUUUUUUUUGGUACAUCCCCUUUUCAAGCUUAUUUUACUGUGGUGUAUCUAUGUAAGAAAAAAUAUCAAAGUUUGACAAACUCAUGACGAUUUAUAUUUAUCUUAUUUAUUUUUGUUUGUCAGAAAUUUGUAUAUAAUUGGAAUAAGGGAGAUAACUCUAUCCACAAUAUUGUCUGGAUAUAUUUCUUUGAUAACAUAUCCAAUUUGUAAUUUAGAUUUCAAUUUUGCUUAUUGACAGCAAUAUUCUGCAACUAAAUGCUAGCACACACUUUGAUUAUUUUCAAUAUUUCUGAUUGUUUUAAAUGGUCCACUAAAAAGAUGAAAAGAUUCUUAACUCUUACCUAAAUAGUACAAUAGCAUAAGCUUGUCUUGUUUUUUUGUUUUGAGCUAUAAAAAGAGCCAUUUUAUCAGAAAAAUGAUGUUAAAAAGAUGAAGUGUUCAAGAAAUAUAGUUCAAACAUAAAUUUCAA
Molecule: messenger RNA, 2466 nt
Organism: Mytilus trossulus (common blue mussel)
Lineage: Eukaryota; Metazoa; Mollusca; Bivalvia; Mytilida; Mytilidae
Product: transmembrane protein 185A-like
Exons: 7
Coding region: 130-1164 (344 amino acids)
Source: RefSeq, a predicted model, not a curated record